Paramormyrops kingsleyae is the source of this 2285-nucleotide messenger RNA. RefSeq names its product SHOC2 leucine rich repeat scaffold protein (gene shoc2). Gene Ontology annotation, cellular component: cytoplasm. The record is from RefSeq and is a predicted model, not a curated record. Gene Ontology annotation, molecular function: protein binding. NCBI's taxonomy places the organism in Eukaryota, Metazoa, Chordata, Actinopteri, Osteoglossiformes, Mormyridae.
AGAGCGGUAGCGCGUGCGUGCGUGUGACGCAGGUCCGCGAGCAGGGAGGGGGGGGACAGAGCAGCAGGCAGUGUAGAAAAAGGAGGAGGAAGCGAGGAUGGCCGAGUCACACCUCUGAAGCAAACCCGAAGGAUGAGAGCCCUCGUGACCUUUCUCAUCUGAACGGGACUCCACCCAGAGACGGGGCCGCCAUCUCCUGAACAGUAUGCGGCUGCGAGCCAUCGCACCUCUCCCUCUGCUUCAAAGGCCUUUCUGUCCCAUGGAGUUUUAAAGCCUGUGGAUCCCGGGGCUUUUGCCGUCACGCGCGCGGGAGUGUGUGUGUGCGCGCCGGUAUGUGUGCAUACGCGCACGCCUGACUGCGCGUCCCCUUUUUUCCCGCCCCCGCGCCUCUCGUUUUGUUUUGUUUUUUCGUUUGUUUUUUUUUUUUUUUUUUACCGUAAAGCGAACAGCAGAGACUCAGGGUCCAUGAGCGAACUGGACCGGGCACCGUCGACAUGAGUAGUACUUUAGGCAAAGACAAGGACUCGAAAGAGAAAGACCCCAAGGGUCCCACCGGGAAAGAAAGGGAAAAGGAGGUCAAACCGUUGGGCGGCUUCGGCAAGGAUGGCAAGGACAGCAAGACCAAAGGGAAAGACGCCAAAGAAGGACGUAAGGAAACGAGCGGCGCCCCGCCCGGCGUCGCCUUCUCCGUGGACAACACGAUAAAGCGCCCGAACCCGGCGCCGGGCAUGCGCAAGAAGUCCAGCAACGCCGAGGUGGUGAAGGAGCUGAACAAGUGCAGGGAGGAGAACUCCAUGCGGCUGGACCUGUCUAAGCGCUCCAUCCACGCCCUGCCCACCUCCAUCAAGGAGCUGACGCAGCUGGCCGAGCUCUACCUGUACAGCAACAAGUUACAGAGCCUUCCGGCCGAGGUGGGCUGCCUGUCGGGGCUGGUGACGCUGGCGCUGAGCGAGAACUCGCUGACCAGCCUGCCCGACUCGCUAGACGGCCUGCGCAAACUGCGCAUGCUGGACCUGCGGCACAACAAGCUGCGCGAGAUCCCGCCGGUGGUCUACAGGCUGAGCUCGCUGACCACGCUGUACCUGCGCUUCAACCGCAUCACCAGCGUGGAGAAGGACAUCAGGAACCUGUCCAAGCUGACCAUGCUGAGCAUCCGGGAAAACAAGAUCAAGCAGCUGCCCGCUGAGAUAGGGGAGCUGUGUAAUCUCAUCACCCUGGAUGUAGCCCACAAUCAGCUUGAACAUCUCCCGAAAGAAAUCGGCAACUGCACGCAGAUCACCAACCUCGACUUACAGCACAAUGAGCUUCUGGACCUUCCCGAAACUAUAGGUAACCUGGCCAGCAUAAACCGCCUCGGCCUGCGCUACAACAGGCUAUCGGCAAUCCCUCGAUCGCUGGCCAAGUGCCGGGAGCUGGAGGAGCUGAACCUGGAGAACAACAACAUCUCUAUGCUGCCUGAGGGCCUCCUGUCAAGCCUGGUCAACCUGACCAGUUUAACUCUGGCGCGGAACUGCUUUCAGUCCUACCCAGUUGGGGGCCCCUCCCAGUUCUCCACCAUCUACUCGCUCAACAUGGAGCACAACCGCAUCAACAAGAUUCCCUUCGGGAUCUUCUCCCGGGCCAAAGUGCUGAGCAAACUCAACAUGAAGGACAACCAGUUAACAUCCCUCCCGCUUGACUUCGGGACCUGGGUCAGCAUGGUAGAACUCAAUCUUGCCACAAACCAGUUGACAAAGAUCCCUGAGGAUAUCUGUGGCCUAGUGUCCCUUGAGGUCCUGAUUUUGUCAAAUAAUCUUCUCAAGAAGCUGCCCCAUGGCAUCGGUAACCUACGAAAACUGCGGGAGCUGGACUUGGAAGAGAACAAGUUAGAAACCCUCCCCAACGAAAUUGCCUACCUUAAAGAUUUACAGAAACUUGUCCUGACAAAUAAUCAGCUGAGCACCUUGCCGAGGGGAAUUGGUCACCUCACCAACUUAACUCACCUUGGCCUGGGCGAAAACCUCUUGCAACAUCUUCCUGAGGAGAUUGGUACACUGGAGAACCUCGAGGAGCUGUAUCUGAAUGACAACCCCAACCUCCACAGCCUGCCCUUUGAGUUGGCCCUGUGCAGCAAGCUGUCGAUCAUGAGCAUCGAGAACUGUCCCCUGAGCCACCUGCCGCCACAGAUAGUUGCUGGGGGCCCCUCCUUCAUCAUCCAGUUCCUGAAGAUGCAAGGGCCGUACCGUGCCAUGGUCUGAACGUCCAAUCCUGUGUCAUACACUGUAAAAAAAAAAAAAAAAAAAAAA